UGCUAGGGAGGAGGUGCCUUGCUCCUACGUGGCAUCACCUGGGUGCAGACUCGCCUGGGUGAGUGUGCCCAGCUGCUCUCGACUCCUCCGCAGCCACGUUCCUCUCCUGAGCAGGACAGCAUGGUGCAGCGUGUGGCAGUGGUGGGAGCAGGUGUCAGCGGGCUGGCGGCCAUCAAGUGCUGCCUGGAAGAGGGGCUGGAGCCCACCUGCUUCGAGAGGAGUGAUGCUGUUGGAGGACUCUGGUACUACACGGACAAAGCAGAAGAAGGCAGAGCCAGCAUCUACCGCACUGUCUUCACCAACUCCUGCAAAGAGAUGAGCUGUUACCCUGACUUCCCCUUCCCUGAUGACCACCCCAACUACAUGCACAACACCAGGCUCCAGCACUACAUCUGCAAGUAUGCCAAGCACUUUGACCUUCUCCAGCAUAUACAAUUCAAGACCCUGGUCACCAAGGUUAGAAAACACCCCAACUUUUCUGUGACGGGGCAGUGGGAGGUGGUGACCCAGAGGGAUGGGAAGGAAGAGACAACUGUUUUUGAUGCUGUAAUGGUUUGCUCUGGGCAUCAAGUCUACCCAAACCUCCCCUUCGCUGACUUCCCAGGAAUAGAGAAGUUUAAAGGCUGCUACUUUCACAGCAGAGAGUACAAAGAACCAGAGCAGUUCAGAGCGAAGAAGGUGCUGGUGAUAGGCUUGGGCAACUCUGGUUCUGAUAUUGCUGUGGAGCUCAGCACCAUGGCGUCACAGGUCUACCUGAGCACUCGAAGUGGGUCCUGGGUGAUGAAACGUGUCUGGGACAAUGGCUACCCCUGGGAUAUGGUGGUCAUCACUCGCUUCCAAACCUGGCUGAGGAAUAUCCUUCCCAGGGCACUCAGUGACUGGUUGUAUGUGAGAAGCAUGAAUCGGUCCUUCAAGCAUGAGAAUUUUGGCCUCAUGCCACUGGACAGAGCCUCCCGCAAGGAGCCAGUGUUCAACGAUGACCUCCCAGCUCGCAUCGCCUGUGGCAUGGUGGUGAUAAAGCCAAACGUGAAGGAGUUCAGAGAAACAUCCGUCUUGUUCCAAGAUGGGACUGUGCAGGAUGACGUCGAUGUUGUAGUCUUUGCCACUGGUUACAUUUACUCUUACCCUUUCAUGGAGGAUCGUUCCAUCAUCAAAAGCAGGGACAAUGAGGUCACCCUUUACAAAGGUAUCAUCCCUCCUCAGCUUGAGAAGCCAACCAUAGCAGUUAUUGGGCUGGUCCAGACACUUGGAGCCAUCAUGCCAACAGUGGACCUCCAAUGCCGCUGGGCAGUCAAGGUGUUUCAGGGGCAGUGCAUGCUCCCUCCCAUCAGUGAGAUGAUAGAUGACAUUGAUGAGAAGAUGGGGAAGAAGCUCAAAGGGCACAGGAACAGCACCACGCUGCAGCCAGAUUACAUCACCUACAUGGACGAGCUGGCCUCAGCCAUUGGUGUAAAGCCCAGCAUGAUGAAGCUCCUGCUGACAGAUCCACGGCUGGCCUUGGAGGUCUUCUUCGGCCCCUGCACGCCCUACCAGUUUCGGCUAACGGGCCCAGGGAAGUGGAGUGGGGCCAGAAAGGCCAUCCUCACCCAGUGGGACCGCACCCUGAGAGCCACACAAACACGCAGCACCCCUGCUGCCCCCAGCACCUUUCCCUGGCUGGCUGUGAUGGGGAUGCUCUUCCUGCCACCACUUCUUCUCCUCCUCACUGCCCUUUAUAGUUAGAGGACCCAAGCUGGAGAGGAGAUGGAUCUGAGAAGGCCUUACAGCAGCAUUUCAGUAUCUGAAGGGGAGCUACAGGAAGGCUGGGGAAGGACUGAUUAGAAGGGCUUGUAGUAAUAGGAUGAGGGACAACGGUUUUAAACUAGAGCAGGGUAGAGUUAGGUUGGACUUACAAAGGAAGUUCUUUACAAUGAAGAACAGUAGUGGAAUACUGAAACAGGCUGCCCAGAGACAGCGUGGAGACCCCAUCCCUGGAAACACAGUCAGACUUGAUAGGGCCCUGACCAACCUGAUCUCCUUGAAGAUGUCCCUGCUUACUACAGGGGAGAUGGACAAGAGUACCUUCAAGAAUCCUUUUCAACCCAAUGCAUUCUAUGAUUCCAUGAUGCUGGGAGGAUGUGGUGAGGAUGGGAAGGGAUGUCGGACUACUGUGCAGUGUGUGUGUAUGGGAUGCUUUCUCCAUCUGAGCAAUGUGGGCUGCUGCCCUGCUGGUUACCUGAAAAUAAUUCAUCAAGAGAUCCCCAAAAAUGGCAUUGAUAAAUCAUGUGCAGUCUCCAUACAUGGUAAAUUUGGGGGUUUCUCAGGUAGGCCUAUGAAAGAUUGUAAAUAUCAAGUGCAGUAUCUACUGGUUGUUUUAUCCCUCUAAAUGUGUUUCAAAUAGUAGUACUUUGUUACACAGCUUUAAA
This is a messenger RNA of Pogoniulus pusillus (Red-fronted tinkerbird), 2405 nucleotides long. Its product is annotated as flavin-containing monooxygenase 3-like. The record is from RefSeq and is a predicted model, not a curated record. The transcript has 8 exons. Gene Ontology annotation, molecular function: flavin adenine dinucleotide binding; N,N-dimethylaniline monooxygenase activity; NADP binding. NCBI's taxonomy places the organism in Eukaryota, Metazoa, Chordata, Aves, Piciformes, Lybiidae. The coding region runs from base 121 to 1722 and encodes 533 amino acids.